UCUCGCUCGCCGGCCCACCCGGACCCGCCGGUCAGUACUGGAGGGAGGCAGCGUACCUUGGGGAGCCGUUCUUCAGUUGCCAGGGAAUUUCAGGAGACUGCUUCUGGAAUAACCGCCUAAGGAGAACUUGGACAAAUGCGGCAUCGGUGCGUCCUGAUGAGAAAGCUCCCUUCUUGAAUGCAGAAGGAAAAAUGUCAGAGGGUGGCUCGUUGAGUUCGGGUUCAGUCGUCAAGUCGGUGCAUCGGGUAGUGCAGCUGGCCGGCAGGGGAGACUGGAUAGCUCUGGAGCAGACCCUCAAAUCGAUGGAUAAGGGUGACCCCGAGAUUUCUCAGACUGGCGAGGAGUCAGGGCUGACGCCCCUCAUGAUUGCUGUCAAAGAGAACAGGCUGUCAAUAGUGGAAAGGCUGCUGGACCUGGCCGUGAAUGUGGAUGACCAGGCCGAGGAUGGCAGAAAUGCUUUACAUAUUGCAGCAACUCACUCUAAGGAGGAAAUUGUAAAACUUCUCGUGAAGAAAAUUGAUCCAAAUCUUCUUGGAGGGCCCAAAAAUCAAUUACCGUUACACUAUGUAGCUGUCCGAUCCUCUGGAGCUCAAAAUAUUAUUCAGACAUUACUUAAAUAUUCCAGUAAAGAAGCCCGCCUUGUUCAGGAUGAGGAUGGGUGCAUUCCUCUUAUUUUAUCUGUCGAAGCUGGAAACGUUGCAGUCUGCAAGGAACUGCUUAGUGCCAUGCCAGUUGCUCAACUCAGGGCACAGAGAAAGGGCAAUGGGGACACUGCGCUACAUGCAUGCUGCAGGAAGAAAGACGUAGAGCUGGCAAAGCUUCUAGUUGAAUACGGAGCUAAUGUGGACUUUCAAAAUGAUGAAGGUCAGACAUCUUUACAUGUGGCUGCCUGGGAAGGGGAUGAGGCCAUGCUGAAAUAUUUUUAUCAGUGCAAAGCUAACCCUAACAUAGUUGACAAGCUUGACAGGUCUCCACUUCAUAUUGCAGCUGAAAGAGGUCACACCAACAUUGUUGAAGUUUUAACUGAAAAGUUCAAGUCUAAUGUUUUAAGCCGAACAAAGGAUGGGAGUACGCUCAUGCACAUUGCCUCCCAGUGUGGACAUCCCGAGACUGCUCUUACCUUCUUGAAGAAAGGUGUUCCACUGCAUAUGCCAGAUAAGUCUGGAGCCGUGUGUCUACAUGCAGCUGCCAAGAGGGGCCAUACGGCAGUUGUGAAAGCUUUGCUUCAGAAAGGAGCACACGUGGAUGCGAUAACAAAAGAUGGCUACACUGCUUUGCACAUUGCCGUGCAGUACUGCAAACCCUUGGUCGUGCAGACUCUCUUGGGCUUUGGUGCACAGGUCCAGCUCAAGGGAGGGAAGGCCCAGGAAACACCAUUACAUAUUGCUGCCCAUGUGAAGGAGGGUGAGAAAGUAGCAGAAAUGCUGUUGAAGAGUGGUGCCGAUGUCAAUGCUGAGCAAGAGAAUGGUGAAACAGCCAUGCACAUUGCUGCCCGCUAUGGAAACCUUAAAAUGAUGCAGGCCCUUAUAGAAGAAGGAGGAGACGUGACAUCGCAGUCUAAGGCUGGUGAGAACCCGCUUCAUAUUGCAGUACGUCACUGUCAUGCUCAUGUUGUGGAAGAGAUUCUUACUUACCUUGCCAGUGAAAAGUCCCUGAUGGAGGCAGUUGUCUGUGUAAAUCAGGAGAACAAGGAAGGAGAGACACCACUGCAUCUAGCAGCUGAGAUUAAGAAGGAUAUGAUCCACUUUGAACACGAGGACAUCAAAAUCAUUGAAAUAUUAAUGGAGUAUGAUGUCGACAUAACAGCAGCUACCAAACUGACUUGGGAAACUCCACUUCAUUAUUCUGCUCGAGUGGGGAAUGCCGAUGUCCUUCUUGAAAUGUUAAAGAAUUUCCGAUCCCACCAACUGCAGCAAGUUAUCAAUAAGCAAGCUAAAAAUGGUUGGUCUCCUUUGCUAAUGGCAGCAGAGCGUGGCCACACAGAAAUUGUUAAGAUCUUGUUGCAGAAUCAUGCCAGAGUGGAUGUCUUUGAUGAGCACGGUAAAGCAGCCCUCCACUUAGCUGCAGAAAAUGGCAACAAGGAGAUUGCUGACAUCCUACUGCAGCAUAAAGCAUUUGUCAAUGCUAAGACUAAGUUAGGACUUACACCCCUGCACUUAGCAGCACAGAAUGGAUACAACAGGCUUGUCAAAUUACUGGUGGAGACACACAUGGCCAGCAUUGAUGUCCUGUCUCUGACCAAACGAACUCCAUUGCACCUGGCAGCGCUCAGUGGUCAGCUGGAUGUUUGCAGCACCUUGUUAAACAUAAAGGCAGACAUUAAUGCUACCGAUAUUCACGGACAGACCCCUCUUCACUUAGCCGCGGAGAAUGACCAUUCGGAGGUGGUGAAGCUUUUCCUCAAGCAUAAGCCAGAGCUGGCCACUACAGCCAACAAGGAAGGAUCCACUUGUGCACACAUUGCUGCCUCCAAAGGCAGUGUGGCGGUCAUUAAAGAGCUGCUGAAAUUUAAUAAGAAUGGCGUCACCUCUGCACGCAAUAAGACAAAUGAUUCAAGCCCACUACAUUUGGCGGCAGCCGGCGGUCACACCGAUGUUGUUAAGGUUCUGUUAGAGGCUGGAGCAUCAGCGUCUGAAGAAAAUGCUGAAGGAAUGACUGCAGUUCAUUUAGCUGCUAAGUAUGGACACAUUAACGUUCUUGAUGCCCUGAAAGGAACCAUGUCCUUUAAGAUACACAGCACUAAGACUGGACUGACUGCACUUCACGUGGCGGCUCAGUUUGGUCAGGUGGAUUUCGUCCGGGAGAUUCUCACGAAAGUACCAGCAACUGUGCAGAGUGAAGUUCCACAAAGCACCAUGGAGGGGAGGCUCAUCAGAGAACACACGAGUGAGUCUGGAUAUACUCCUCUACAUCUUGCUGCUCAGUCGGGCCAUGAAAAUCUCGUGAGGCUCCUACUCAAUUAUCCUGGAGUACAAGCAGAUGCACAGACACACCUUCAGGGCUCAACUCCUCUUCAUCUUGCGGCUCAGAAUGGUCACACAGCUGUGGUGGGACUCCUUCUUAGUAAAUCAACAUCUCACCUACUUUUGAAAGACAAACGUGGACGCACAUGUCUCCAUUUGGCUGCAGCUAAUGGCCAUUCUCAGAUGGUGCGGGUACUACUGGGUCAAGGGGCUGAAAUCAACGAUGUGGAUAAGAACGGCUGGACGCCACUCCACUUUGCAGCCAAGUCAGGAUUCCUGGAGACGGUGCGGUUCCUGGUGGAGAGUGGAGCCUCUUCCAAACUUGAGUGUAAAGAAGGGAAGCUGCCAAUUCAAUAUGCGGCGGAGGAGAAUCACCAGGAAACCCUGAGCUUCCUACUGAGGAGAGGCAGCAACUCUUUAAAACUCAUUGAAGACAGGAAGUUUAUUUUUGACCUAAUGGUAUGUGGGAAAAUGAACAAAAACAAAGUAAUUGUGGAGUUCGUCCUUCACUCCCCAGCUCCUCUGAACACGGCUGUGAAGCUCUCCCGUGCAUUCAGCCUCACGGCCCUCAAGGAGAAAGAACGAUCGAUGGACCUUCUCAAUGCAGCUAAGUGCUGUGAAGGCAUGGCCACCGAACUCCUCACUGUGGCCUCCGGUGGGAAAAGUGCUGGUUACAUCCUACGUGCUGUAGACCAUAGGAACACAUCUAUGCUCGACUGCCUGAUUGAGAGUCAACAGAAGGAUGUGGUUGCCCAUCCAGCUGUGCAGAAGUACCUUACAGAAGUCUGGUAUGGAAAUUUAAAGUGGGCAACAUGGAAAAUAGCUCUUUUGUUUUUUUGUUUCCUGCUGUGCCCCCCAGUAUGGCUCAUUUUUUCACUGCCCCUGAGGCACAGGUUUAAUAAGAUUCCCAUUAUUAAGUUCAUGAGCCAUUUGGUCUCUCACAUCUUCCUAAUAUUACUUUUUAUCUUAACUAUUGUCUAUCCUCCCAUAAACCCUAUAUAUCUGGGACAAAUGUUGCCGGCCUGGAAUGAGUGGCUUCUUCUUGCCUGGCUUGCUGGUGUCCUAGUCUCAGAAUUAACCCAUCCAGGAGAAAGAGUAGGCCUUGCCUGGAUUCGUGUUUUGGUCCUUGGAUUUUCUGCCAUUGGAUUCUUCUGCCACAUUCUUGCAAUUGCCUUCCACAUUCCUGAUCGGCUAAACUGCCUAUUUGUCCGUAACAUUUUUUUAUCAAUUUCCAUGACCCUUAGCUUUAUGCAGUUCCUUGAGUUUUUGACCUUUCACCACCUCUUUGGUCCCUGGGCGAUUAUAAUCCGUGACCUUAUGAAAGACUUGGCACGGUUUGCAGUCAUCCUUGUACUUUUUGAAAUUGCCUUUACCAUGAAUCUCUCUGCUAUAUAUCAACCAGUAUACCCAGUGGAUACAUCCAUAGAUAACCACACAAGUAAUGGCAAUGGCACAAAAACCCAAACGCCUCUGGAAAUAUCCUUCAAGCUCUUCUUUGCUCUUUUUGGAUUAGUUGACCCCGAUUCCAUGCCUCCUCUUAUCCGGACACCUGCUUUCACUAAAGCGAUCACUCAUUUUAUUUUUGGUGUGUAUUUGGUGGUCACAGUUAUUGUGUUGAUAAACUUACUGAUCGCCAUGAUGAGUGAUACCUACCAAAGGAUUCAGGCCCAGUCUGAUACAGAGUGGAAGUUUGGAAGAGCCAUGCUGAUUCGGGACAUGAACAGGAAGUCUGGUACACCAUCACCUUUCAACUUAUUUACGGUCCUGUUCUUCUAUGUCAAGACACUGUGCAAGCAUGGUGGUAAAAUCUGUUGUUAUCAGGGGAGAGAACUCAUGACAGAAGAACAUGAAGACCUGAGUCAUAUCUUAGACAACACCUCCUUAGACAUGCUGACCCACACCCAUGUUGGCUGGAUACGCACAACUAAGCGGACACAGAUUUCUCCAGAAGGGGGAUUCAUCAGACCUUCCCGACAGAGUGGACUGGUUCAGAUUGAAGAAGUCACUGACUGGCAGAGUGUGGCAAUUCGCUAUUUGUCUCUUAAGGGGCAAACUGAUGGAACAUUAAUUGAGAAAGACCCUCCGCCCUAUGAGGACAGCCUGAACAUCCAAAGCUUUGGUUUUAAACGGUUUUAAAAGCAAUUCUCUUCACCAAUAUGAAUAUAAAAAGUGUUUAUUUGUCUUUA
Molecule: messenger RNA, 5149 nt
Organism: Erpetoichthys calabaricus (reedfish)
Lineage: Eukaryota; Metazoa; Chordata; Cladistia; Polypteriformes; Polypteridae
Gene: trpn1
Product: transient receptor potential cation channel, subfamily N, member 1
Exons: 28
Coding region: 192-5099 (1635 amino acids)
Biological process (GO): GPI anchor biosynthetic process; calcium ion transmembrane transport
Cellular component (GO): membrane; glycosylphosphatidylinositol-N-acetylglucosaminyltransferase (GPI-GnT) complex
Molecular function (GO): protein binding; calcium channel activity
Source: RefSeq, a predicted model, not a curated record